Molecule: messenger RNA, 5778 nt
Organism: Anarrhichthys ocellatus (wolf-eel)
Lineage: Eukaryota; Metazoa; Chordata; Actinopteri; Perciformes; Anarhichadidae
Gene: syt1a
Product: synaptotagmin Ia
Exons: 12
Coding region: 631-1890 (419 amino acids)
Biological process (GO): calcium ion-regulated exocytosis of neurotransmitter; synaptic vesicle endocytosis
Cellular component (GO): dense core granule; axon; synaptic vesicle membrane
Molecular function (GO): SNARE binding; calcium ion binding; clathrin binding
Source: RefSeq, a predicted model, not a curated record
GAUUAAUUAUGCUGAUGAAUGAUUAUAGCUUUUUUUAAGUAGCUCAGUCUUGUGUUAUAUAACGAGGUCCUUUGGAGUUGAUUAUUGAUUGACUAUUACUUACAGUCUAGUCACUAUCACUGUGCCACUGCUACAGUAGGGUUAGGUCAAAUACAUUGAUUGAACACUGUAAAAAAACAAAACCCAAUGCUUCUCAAUGUUUUGUUACAAUUGUUAAGUCAGUAUGUUAUACGUUUUAUUUUGAAACAGGAAGUGUCCUGUAACUUGUCAGGUGACUUAUAAUCAGGAAGUGAAGGAAGAGCGUGGCUCAGAGCCGCUGUUUUCUGUAGUUUUCCAAUCCAGUUGAGUCUGCCUGCAUCUUAUGCCUUUUGAUAGCAUCAUUGAGAACUGCCAAUUUGGAAAGGAAGACAAGAAAGGAAGGAACCCCUCUAACUGAAGAUCUGAGUGACUGCCGGUGAGAGUGGAGGACGCAUUUAAAGAGACACUGCAGCGGGCAUUGUAGAGUUAAAGUGCCACAUCGAGCUCCCCUCAGCGAACGCAGAACUUGUGUCAACCCCCUUCCUGGGAUUGUAAAGAGGACCCAGGGACAGCGUGCUGCCAGCAUCUGCCUGGCUGCCCAGCAUCGGCACAAUGAGUGAGAGUCGAAGGGAAGCGCUGGCGGCGCCCGAGCCCGAGCCCACCACCGCCUCCUCCUCCACGGCCGGCUCCAACACCACCAACAUGGCCGGCCCGGGCACCGGCGAGAAGGACGAGGCCUUCUCCAAGCUGAAGGACAAGUUCAUGAAUGAGCUGAACAAAAUCCCAUUGCCGUCAUGGGCCAUCUUCUCGAUCGCCUUCGUGGCCAUCAUCCUGGUGUUAGCAUGCUGCUUCUGCGUCUGCAAAAAAUGGAUAUUCAAGAAGAAAAACAAAAAGAAGGGCAAAGACAAGGGCAAAAAUGCCAUCAACAUGAUGGACGUCAAGGAUGGAGCCAAAACCGAGGAUGAGGAGGAAGCAGAGACAGGGCUGACUGAAAUGGAGACAGAGGCAGAGCCCAAGGAGGACCAGAAACUGGGCAAAUUACAAUACUCCCUGGAUUACAAUUUCACCGAGAAUACGCUCAUGGUGGGGAUCAUCCAGGCCGCAGAGCUGCCUGCUAUGGACAUGGGUGGCACAUCCGACCCAUACGUAAAGGUCUACCUGCUGCCUGACAAGAAGAAGAAGUUUGAGACCAAGGUCCACAGGAAGACCCUCAAUCCUGUCUUCAAUGAGCAGUUCACUUUCAAGGUCCCCUACGUGGAGCUCGGGGGAAAGACACUGAUAAUGACGGUGUACGACUUUGACCGCUUCUCCAAACACGAUGCCAUCGGCGACAUCAAGGUGACCAUGAACAAGGUGGACUUCAGCCACGUAACGGAGGAGUGGCGGGAUCUGCUGAGCGCUGAGAAGGAGGAGCAAGAGAAGCUGGGCGAUAUCUGCUUCUCUCUGCGAUACGUUCCCACCGCUGGCAAGUUGACCGUGGUCAUCCUCGAGGCCAAAAACCUGAAGAAAAUGGACGUGGGAGGCUUGUCAGAUCCAUAUGCGAAGCUCCACCUGACGCAAAACGGCAAGAGGCUGAAGAAGAAGAAGACGACAAUCAAGAAGAACACCCUCAACCCUUACUACAACGAGUCCUUUAGCUUUGAAGUCCCGUUUGAACAAAUCCAGAAAGUGCAAGUUGUUAUAACUGUUCUGGACUAUGACAAGAUCGGCAAGAACGAUGCCAUUGGCAAGGUCUUUGUGGGCCUCAACAGCUCGGGGACGGAGCUCCGCCACUGGUCCGACAUGCUGGCCAACCCCAGGAGACCCAUCGCCCAGUGGCACGUGCUGAAGCCCGAGGAAGAGGUGGACGCUCAGCUCUCCACCAAGAAAUAGGCAGGGCCCUUUCAGCACCUGCCUUGUAGUACUCUUUAGCCAGUAUGUGUAAAUACCUCAGUGAUAUAUGAGUCCAUCCAUGUUACCCCCCCCACCCCCUCUUUACCCUGCCUCUCAGUCUCAUCCAGCUUCACCGCUCCUGAUAUCACAAACAGUCCUAAUUGUUCAAACUUCCUGUGACCUCCCACCCUCUGCUUUUCUACUAUCAGAUUCCCUACUUUGUUUUGCUUUCUCUUUUGAUUUUGUUCCUCUCUGAUUCAGCAGUUUUUGUUCUUCAUCUCUGUGCCCUUAACCGCCCCGACCAAAUGCCCCCUUCUUUUAAGCAAUAUGAUCUGUAUAGAUAGCGCAUGACUGAAAGAAUUUAUUGUACCACAGUUGUAUAUAUAAGUAUGCAGACAAACAUGAUUUCUAGUUUAUGUGUUUGUAUGUUGUUACCCGUUUCCUAAUCUGUGUAUAUCUUGAUGUUUUUAAUAAGAUGUUCUAUUUUAAAUGAUGUAAAUGCAGAUAUAGAGGAAAGCCAAUAUUAUAUAUCCCAGGAUUUAAAGAUUCUACCUUAUUACCUUAUUGCAUUCCAGAAAAAAAGGAGAAUUCCAACCUGCAAGACACUAGUGGAAAUAUAUUCACGUUAUAAAGGACAAUGUCUGUUCAGCAAAGGAUCAUUGCAGAAAAGACAGAUGAAUAUAUACACUCAAAACUCCAAAAUACAAGGCCAUUAACUGCUAUGGUUCUGAGGGGGAAAUGAUGCUGCUGGAAAUUAUACAAGCACAUGAUUUCUUACAACUUUUUGUACUUAUUUCUCAAUCAGAGGACCGAUAUGUUUAGCUUGAGGCACACUGUUACCAGAAACAAUAGUUAAUGCAAACCAGUUAGCAUUUAUUUGAUCCAUAUUUGGCAGAAUAAGUGAAAUAGGUCCUCGUUUCAAAGGCCAUCGUUCACUUAAACUGACUCCUUCUCUUUUUCAAAAGUGAAAUAAUAUUGCCUCCAAACAAAGACUCAUUUCUCAACCUUUAAAAAACCGACCCCAUGUGAAAAAAGCACCAAGCUGUAGCCAUUGUGUCCUUAACCUCGUUUAACAAUAUUUUGUUAACUGUUUACUUUGAACAGCCUUGUCAGAGGGUCCGAUCUUUGAGAGGGAGUAAAGAUAAGAAGAGAAAAAAAAGAGUUGUGACUCUGGUUUUAAGAGGACUAUUUUUUAGAGCAAUUCAACGUCUUGACUAUUUUUCGUAAACUGCAUGAUUUUUUUUACAAUCUUUACUAAAGGCUGGGACGAGGGGGAGAUCUACUGACACCAGGGGCCGUCUCUUCUGAUACAAUCCCCUUGCCUUCAAUCAGAGGAGAGCAAAGAAAAAACCAGAGUGACGUCUCAACGUUCAAUGUAUACGGUUAUGUUGACGGAGGCGAAGCGAGUUCUAAACACUGCCAUUUUCAGAGGAGACUUAUGUAAAGAUCCUCUCUUCAUGAACACUCCCACUUGCUAGUGGUUGUAGCUUUGGUUUGUUGGGAACAAUGUCUUUGGCUGCAAUGGUGCCCUGAAUCGCAGUCUUUGCUUUGCGUUGCCUUCUCACAGUGACAAAUAGAGCUAGCCAUGUUUUACUGCCAAUUUUAACUUUUAUGUGGCUGCUGUUUUGCACUGGAUGUCUUUGAACUAGCUUGUUGACUUCUUUAAGAACAAUUUUUUGGAUAAUUGCUGUGCUGGGCUUUAAUUCAGGACACCUGCGGCGGGAGGCCAGAAAUCCGCCUGCUCGAUCGUCUUAACUAAAAAGAAAUAAUGAAGAAAGCAAUGAUGACAAAUCACGUUUCAGCCGACAGCAGUUGCAUCAGUUUUGUUUUCUUGUUGGCACAGGACUACACCACGAGCGAAAUAACCGUAAAGUUAAUGGUCUGCGUAGGCUCCAUCGCGUCCUUUACUACGGGUCCGAUUAGCAAAGGAAUAAGUUUGAAUCCAUGAAAACCAUGAAGUCUCUUAUCUUGGAGGAACCUCUUGCAUAUACUCAAUGCUAUAGCUUCAGGAGGACUUUCUAAAUGUUUUCAAUGUUAUUGUGUAGUUGAUAGCACUAAUAUGAAAAAGCUACUUGUCAUUCCAUAGGAGUCUCUGAGGACUGCUUUGUGUAUCACUGUGACUGCCGUGUGUGCUUAGAGAUGUAGACUUAUCAAUAGGUAGCGAAACCAGUUUGUUCUGUAGUGAUGUUGUAGCGUUUACUGCCAUUUUCCCCUUCUACACGCAGAUAAAGAGCGCGAGAGAGAGAGAGCGCGUGCGUGGCGUCGCCAGACUGCACGCGGCAAAAAAAUAAAAGGCAGAAAGACAUUUUAUCUGAGCGUGAGUGGGUCGUUUCACACAGCAUUUUGUUGAGCACUGUGCAAUACUUGUAUGUGCAUCCCAUAGUGUUAACGUGGGUGGUGUUGCCCGAGGAAAAAAAAAAGAAAAAAGAUUCUAACCCUUGUGGAUGAUUCCAGUCCAGAUGUUUCUCCUUUCCAGUGAAACGGUUAGGACACAGCACACGUAGAUUCAGCUUACAGGUUGGAGCUUGACACCUUUCCACCUCUGUUUAGGGUUUCCUCCCUUCUCGCAGGUUCGUUAUUUUUCUUCUUGCACACAGUUCCAGCAUCAGAAGUUUCAGGGAGUAUUAGUUAAAUACCAAACAAGAUUCUACAUUUAAAUAUCCCCUUAAAAUGCCGUGUAUAUAUUUACAUAUUUGUGUCAAAAAAAUGUAUAUCUAGAAUAAAUAUAAAGUGACAUGAAUAUGAAUACUCAGCUGCAAAUAUCAUUUUAUCCAUCUCUCGUCCAUAUACUAUAUCUCAUCAUCAUUAUUUCAUUUUCAUUAAGUACUUUUUUUUGUUUGUUAACUGCCCUAUUGGUUCAAAAAAAUCCCUUUUAUAUUUGAGAUGAAAACUCUGAAUGUACAGUAUGGACUGUGUUGGUGUAGAUUACUUUAACCGUGAGAUUAGAUGUACUUUGCACUUUUUGUUGUAAAAAAAAAAAAUGUCCCUUUGUUUAUUUUUUUCAACUAGGAAUUUAUUUCAUAACCCUUUGGGUAAAAUCUCCCCUGUCUGAUUGCAUUCCGAAAUCAUACGUUAAUACAGCUGCACUUUUUUUAUUUGACAUGUUUUACAUAAUGUAGAUUCAUGAAUUCCAGUACAGCUUCAGAUUUAAAUGAAAACAAUGGAUUAAAGUACAGGGUAAAGGCUUUAUAAACUGGGCCUCAGCAAUCUGAUAUUCAUGCAAAAAAAGGUUGUACUUAUGGAAUUAUCCGAUCAAAGCUGAAAGAAAAUCAGAGUUACAACAGAAAUAAAUAUGUAUAAACCUAUCAGGGAAUUCAGUAACGGGCAGCAUUGCGCAACCCAUCGGAUUGCAAUGUGUGCGGAAAAAACCCCACAAAGCCAUUACCUGCAACGCAAUGCUCCUCUUAUUGUGAUUCCCUACCAAAGUAUGCAUGCAUAAUCAACACCCAAAAAUUCUCCUCUUGUAAGAAAAACAAAGCUCUCUGUGUGACAAGGAACUAAAGAUUCCCUCCAGUGGCUGUGACAAAAAGCCACGCUGACCUUUUGACCUUUCAAAAACAAAGCUGUGUAAAGUAUUAGAAUCUGAUGCUGUAGAAAGAUCCUAGUUGCCUUUGUGUAUAUCAACUGCCUGCUUGAGUAUUUUGUGUGUGGAAAUUUUUCUCUGUAAUCUCGUAGAACUGUUUGGGGUGUUUUUUCCUGCCAUAUCGCUCGCGGUGACGGCGAGCCGCUGACAGUUAUCUUUGCUGUGCAUACCUUCAUUUUUGACGAGGUGUUUUACAGUUUUGUUUCACUUUUGUGUAGUGAUUCACUCUGUGGAGUUUUCUGACUGUUGUUAUAUAACUUCAUAUACACAAAUGAUCAAUAAAAAUGUUUUAUUUCCUGUUGAUA